Messenger RNA from Brassica napus (rape), 1481 nucleotides. RefSeq names its product multiple organellar RNA editing factor 1, mitochondrial. The coding region runs from base 79 to 1221 and encodes 380 amino acids. The transcript is spliced from 5 exons. Gene Ontology annotation, cellular component: mitochondrion. Gene Ontology annotation, biological process: mitochondrial mRNA modification; cytidine to uridine editing. The record is from RefSeq and is a predicted model, not a curated record. NCBI's taxonomy places the organism in Eukaryota, Viridiplantae, Streptophyta, Magnoliopsida, Brassicales, Brassicaceae.
CUUAUUGUAAAACCUCACACAAAAACCCUAAUUUCGUCAACUCUCCAGAAAAUUCCCAAGAGAACUCUUGAGCAAGCGAUGGCUAUGUACUCUCACCGUCUCCGACGAGCCUUACUCACCACCACUUCAUGUCUCAACCGAUCAAUCACACUCUCUUCGGUCGCUCCAACCUCCGUCACCCCAUCUGUAUCGACGGUGCUACAGAGAUCCGUGUUAGGGCGUUUCACAGAAGCGACUCGAGCUCCGAUGAGGCUGUUCUCGACGAGGCAGUACAAGCUUUACAAAGAAGGCGAUGAGAUCACAGAGAACACUGUGUUGUUCGAAGGAUGCGAUUACAAUCACUGGCUCAUCACCAUGGAUUUCCCCAAGGACAAUCCUUUGUCCCCCGAGGAAAUGGUCUCUACCUACGAGAAGACUUGCGCCGCAGGGCUUGGUAUCAGCUUGGAAGAGGCCAAAAAGAAGAUCUACGCUUGUAGCACAACAACUUACCAAGGGUUUCAAGCGAUUAUGACUGAAGAAGAAUCAGAGAAAUUCAAGGAUCUACCCGGAGUGGUGUUUAUAUUGCCAGAUUCCUACAUCGAUCCCGCGAACAAAGAGUAUGGAGGAGAUAAGUAUGAGAACGGAGUGAUCACACACAGGCCACCACCAUUUCAGCCUAACAGAAGACAACCCCGUGAUAAGUUCAAUCAAAGACCUGACCGUCAAGGCGGUCCUCAAAACUUCCAGAGAAACCCUCAGUAUGGUCAGCAACCGCCAAUGCAAGGUGGUGGUGGAGGUGGAUAUGGUGGUCCUCAGCAGAGCUAUGGUCCUCCAGGACAAGCUCCUCCUCCACCGUUUCAAGGAGGUUACAACCAAGGCCCUCCAAGAUCUCCACCACCUCCGUAUCAGGGUGGUUACAAUCAAGGCCAGGGAUCUCCCGUGCCUCCUUACCAAGGACCACCGGGUGGUUACGGACAAGGUGGACCUGGAAACUUUAACCAAGGGCCACAAGGAGGUUACAACCAAGGAGGGCCUAGGAAUUACGGUCCACAGGGGGCUGGAAACUAUGGUCCUGCACCGGGAGCUGGAGCUCCCAAUCCUGGAUUUGGUCAGGGAUAUGGUGGACCUGGACAAGAGCAGAAUCAGACAUUUCCACAGGGAGAUCCGAGGAAUGUAGCUGGAGACUGGAACAACAAUACUCCAGCAGGCCAACCGGGACCUGAUCAAGGAAGAAGAUACUAAGACAGAGAGACAUGAUGGAUGCUUGCUGCUGUGAAAUGAGCUGAAUAAGGAGAGAGAAGUAUCGAAAGCCCUUUUAUUUAAGUAUUAGAGUACAUAGUUUGUUAGUCAUCUCCUCUUUCUACUUUAUUAGAACAAGAAUCAUCUCCUUUUUCUUCGUAAGUUGUGCUUGUUCAACGUUGUUUGGUGCAUCUGUUGACUUCUUGAAACACUUUUGCAAAACGUUGUUUUCCAAUUACAUGUUACUCGAGAUUUUUGCUAUU